Messenger RNA from Rhinocladiella mackenziei CBS 650.93, 4425 nucleotides. RefSeq lists its product as uncharacterized. Lineage: Eukaryota; Fungi; Ascomycota; Eurotiomycetes; Chaetothyriales; Herpotrichiellaceae. The record is from RefSeq and is a predicted model, not a curated record. The coding region runs from base 1 to 4425 and encodes 1474 amino acids. Gene Ontology annotation, cellular component: cytosol; peroxisomal membrane. Gene Ontology annotation, molecular function: ATP binding; ATP hydrolysis activity. Gene Ontology annotation, biological process: protein import into peroxisome matrix. The transcript has 2 exons.
AUGGACAGCUUCGAACACGAGCUCGAACAUCCCAAGAAGCGUCGCAGGCGUGAGAUCUUGCCGCGGCCUCACUUGGCUCGUCUGGUAUUCGAUGACACCGUCAAAGGCGACGCAGCCCUUAUCUCGGAGAGUCUCUGGACUAAACUUGCACGUAGAGAAGAUGAGGCACACUCGUCGACCACCAGUUUCCUGGCCCUCACGCCGUGGUCACCGUUAUAUACCGAGGUGCAGGAUUCGGCAUGGACGAUCCUUUCGGCACAGCGACGUGGACCUGAGUCUCCGACCGAAUCUCCUGAACAAUCCGAUGUGAUCAAGCUCUCACCUUCUUCCUCCGCUUGUCAAUCCAUUCUAAAGACCUAUGCCGCCGUCGACCGAGACCGUCAUCCAGGUCAUGUCCCCAAGUCGAUUGAGAUACGCGCCAUCUCCACCAAGGCUCUAAUCCUGGAGACCAUCUACGUAUCUGUUGAGAAAGGCCUUCUUGAAAAGGUUGAUGACAUCCAGAACAGGUUCGGUGGUGGUUUUCAAUAUGGGAAAAACUCGAAGGCAGACAGAAAGCCAUUGGCACCAAAUGGCAUUCUGCAGAACAUCCCUCCACUCAUGUCUCGCCUGAGCUCUCUUGUUCGCGAAGCACUUGCCCACUUGCCCGUUAUCCACUCGGGGGAUGUAUUUCCCUUACCGCUCCCUGCCCAUCCCAUUACACACGUUCGGCCACCUCCGGCUAUUGUGGUUGAUUGCGAGCCAGUCUCUCAGGGCCAGAUAUCUGCCCAAACCAAGAUCGUUCUCAUUCAGACCGGCUCAUCGCAGGAGAAGGCUCUCAACCAGCUGACUCCGGUGCAACCCAUCAUCGAAGAGUCACUCGAGGAUACUGCGGAAGACACCUCUACUGACCAAUUUUUCUCUGCCGCCGAGGACGGGCAAACGGAGACCGGAUCUGAUGGAGACGACAUGUCUGAGGAAUCUAGCAGUGAUGACUCGACCCAUGAAGAAAGCGACGAAGAUUCUGACUCUAUGGAUGAUAUGAUCUCAUUGAGUGCUCCCGGGCUGCCGCCACAACAAGCCGGGACGCUGUCGGCCAUGACCUCGGCCACACCUCGGCCGGGAGGAAAGAAAGCAACGGGAAUGCAAACUCCAGGAUCAAUCUACUCAAGUUUCACUUCAACAACCGCCAGGGCUGGCAGUCAACCUGGAAAGGUCUUCAGGACCGAGGCUCUGCUUCGCCAAGUCCCUAUCGAACUGAUGCAUCCCAAACCCAGUCUUGAAGAUGACGAAGAGUCUUUCGUCUUUAUCGACACCAGCACUCUUGCCAAGAUUGGAUGUUUCUCUGGCGACUGGGUCCGAAUCGAGAUCGCAAGGAAUGUGAGCUCACAGGGAUUUCCUCCUUCGACCAUGAGAGGUCUCCGCGGAUUUGGUGAAGACGAGGAAUCUGACUGGCGGACGGUCCGAGUUUUUGGCCUGUCAGGAUUUUCAAAUCAACACCGACGAUACGCGGUCGACAAGACCGGCGACCGAAGAUCGAGUUUGACGCAGAGAGAUCUGCUCUUGCCAUUCGCGCCAGCUAUUUACCUCUCCCCCGUAUUGCUGUCGAAUUUGGCAAAUGCGCCAUAUGUCAAAGUCGGAGCAUUACCAGCGAUGCCACGUCAUGAUGCAAAGUCGAUCCCAAUCCCACGGUCCAGUACGUUCAAAUCGCCCCCGUUCGCCAAAGAGGUGGUGUUCUCUAAGAUCUCCGACCCUACAACAACCAAUCCAUCUCUGCAGUCCGCUUUGUUCUCAUGCCUCCAAUAUCACCUCCAGAUCAAAAAGCGGACCUUGAAGAAAGGCGACCUCGUUGCGGUGCCGGUGGAUCAGGAACUCGGAAAGGCGAUGUCGUCCCAAGGAGGAACCGACGACAAUCCAGGAGACGAUGAAACCAUUAAAAAGCUCAAUAUCCCUGGGACUUCGAGCUCUUCCCGGUAUGCAAUCGCAUGGUUCUCGGUCCAGCAGAUUGAAAUUGAGCAACCCGAAAAUGAGAUCGAUCAAGAUUUGAACCGCUGGGGAGGUGUGGUCACUCUCGACACCUCCCUGGCGAGGGUCUCGCAGAGCGGUAGCAGCAUUCAUUCCGUAUCCCAUACGACUGACAUUUGGAGCCGGUACUGGUUUGGCAUACGCCCACUCUCCCAUCCCCCAAUGCACCGGGCCGAGCAUAUUGCUACAGCAGCAGAUAUCCCUCCUUUAGAAAAACUACCACUGGAAAAACGUCUCUCCGGCUUGAUCUCCGCCGCCGUUAGCAAUCGGGCAAUCAAUCUUGGACUUCCUCCCCUCAUUGUCCUUAUUUACUCCAAUCAGCGACAAAUCGGCAAGUCGUACAUUGCCAAUUCUGCUUGCGCGGCGGCUGGUGUUCAUACCUUCGCCAUAUCUACUCACGAUCUCCUAUCCGAAAAUGCCUCAACAACGGGUGGUGGCGAUGUAAAGACCGAGGCCUUGUUGAAAACGCGCGCUGAGCGGGCGCUUUCAGGAGGUGCUCAACAGACCGCGCUGCUCAUUCAACAUAUUGAUGCGUUGACAGCGGACAGGAUGGUUCCUGUGUUGCAGGAGAUAAUCUCCUGGUCUCGUGUGCUAAUUGCAACCACCUCGAAGAUUGAUGAUAUCCCCGCCGGGAUCCGAAGUCUCUUCUCUCACGAAUUCGAAGUGACGGCACCGGACGAGAAGGCUCGUGAACUCAUCUUGCGGAAUGCCUGUUUUGCGACGUCAACACCACUCUCGUCGGGCAUCAAUCUCAAGUCGAUCGCGCUUCAGACGGCCGCAUUGGUAGCGGGCGACCUUCUUGAUGUUGUCAAUCGGGCUGCUCUUGCGCGAUACGCACGGCUUCUGUCCCUGGCAGAAUCUCAAUCCUGCAGCAUGUCUGAUAUCUACAUCUCUGGAGGGCAAGCGGCCACGCACCUUCUUCCCAGUGACUUUGGCCGGGCCAUUUCUGCCGCCCGAUCCACAUUCUCCGACGCGAUUGGGGCACCGAAGAUUCCCACGGUCACAUGGCAAGACGUCGGUGGACUUUCGUCGCAAAAAGAUGUGAUCAUGGAAACGAUUUCCUUACCUCUAACUCACCCUGAGCUUUUUGCCAACGGCAUUCGAAAACGUUCUGGCAUUCUAUUCUAUGGACCUCCUGGAACCGGGAAAACACUUCUUGCCAAAGCCAUCGCGACAGAAUUCAGCCUCAAUUUCUUCAGUGUCAAAGGUCCGGAAUUGUUGAACAUGUAUAUUGGAGAGUCUGAAGCGAAUGUCCGCCGAGUCUUUCAACGCGCUCGAGAUGCCCGUCCGUGCGUCGUUUUCUUCGAUGAACUCGAUUCGGUAGCCCCGAAGCGGGGAAAUCAAGGCGACAGCGGAGGGGUCAUGGACCGAAUUGUCUCGCAGCUCCUUGCGGAAUUAGACGGCAUGUCGAGUGGAAGUGGAAACGGCGAUGAAUCGGAUGGCUCGUCCUCGGCGAAUGCUGGCGGGGUCUUUGUCAUUGGUGCAACAAACAGGCCGGAUCUCCUGGACCCAGCUCUUCUCCGGCCAGGAAGAUUUGAUAAGAUGCUCUACCUGGGAGUUGCAGAUACUCACGACCAGCAAGUGACAAUUCUCAAGGCGCUGACCCGGAACUUCACCCUCGCCCCGGACGUGGAUCUUGGGCGGGUAGCCAGUCGGUUGCCGUUCACCUACACGGGCGCAGAUUUAUACGCCCUCUGCAGCGACGCCAUGCUGAAAGCGAUCACACGGAAAACUCGAUCCGUCGACGAAAAGGUACAACAAAUGGGCAAAGCACGAGGCGAAGACAUCAGCACGGGCUACUUUUUCGAUCACCUGGCCACGGAGGAAGACGUGCAGGUCGUUGUAAGCGAUGCGGACUUCGAUGCCGCACAGAAUGAGUUAGUGGGCAGUGUCAGCAAGAAGGAACUGGAGCAUUUUGAGAGAAUACGGAAACUGUUUGAGGAGCAAGAUAUCACUGCUGACUCCAAGGACAAGGACACUAACGGCGUUGGUGCAGGGAGGAAGGAGGCUGAAGAAGCGAAAUUGCCUCUUCGACCGGCUCCACCAACGACUGUACCAGUUCCUGCCACAGAGAACCCAAAACAGGUGUCACCUCCGUCUCAGCCUCCUUCGCAUUCUCUGCAGAUCAAGGGCAAGGGUAAACAAAAAGCAAGCACGGCUAACACCAAUGCCAACCACCUUGCGUUUCCAGUCACGCAUGCCUCCAAGCAGACCCCACGAAUCGGGAAUCCGGAUUCAGGCGUCUCGUCGGACGCAGACGAUGAUUAUGGCGUCAGGACGGCGCAUUUGAACGGCACUACGGUCAAUGGCACCAACACAGACCAAGGAAAGGGGAAAGGAAAGGCCAAAGAGAGAUCCCCACCACUAGUUGAUGGAUUUGUGGAUGAUGUCGAAGGUGACGACGAAGGAUUAUAUGAUGAUUGA